AUGCCGAGCGAGCCGCAGGUCAAUUUGCUGAUUAAACCGCCCGCAAAUCGAUCGAGCAAGAUGGACAGGUGCGACUUCCUGAGGGCGUCGAGCGUAAUCCACGCGGCCCAAAAGUACAUGGGCAUGAACGACUACUACCUCCGAAGAGAGUCGGGAGAACUGAAGAGGUACGGCGCGUGUGGCCCGUACAAAAUCUACCACUACUCGCUCAUCGCGAUCCUUUGCGUCGCCCAACUGCUCGCCGAGUUCCUGCUGAAGCCGCCGACGCCUAGGAGCGUGCUGCAGCGCGUCGUCUUCGACUAUCGCGCUUACUCCGAGCUCGUCGCCGUAAUCGGAAUGGCUGCGAACAAGGCGAUGCAUGCUAAUCGGGAGAUUCGUUGCGUGGAGGCGAUUUGCGGGUUCGACGAGGAGAUGGCGCUGAUUGGCUUUCCGGUGGAUACGUCCGAAGUGCGCCGGUUUAACUUCGCGUACCUUUCCGCGCUGUUCUCCAUGCUGGCGUUGGAGUUCCUCGGUGCUUUCGCGUUGAAGAGAAACGACCCCGGCUUUCUGAUGAUGCACUCGGUGUUUCUGACGAAGAACGUCUUCAAGUACAUGUUCGCCGUCUCCUUCCGGCACUGGAUGCUAUCGGUGGCUUAUCGCUUUCAGGCGAUCGGUAAGUCUCUGACCGUUGUAGCGGACCGGAGCUCAUUGAAGCUGUACAAGAUUCGAUCAGUGGCCAAGCUGCACGUGGAGCUAUGCGAGAUACUCGACACCCUGCAGCGCUCCAAAUUGCUCACCGCCCUGCUCUUGCUGGUAGUGAAUUGGAUAACGGUUGUAAUCGAAUUUUACCACAUGGCGAUAUCGUUGUACCAAUGGGACCGUUUCGGACUGUCCAUGAUGCCGUUCACCUGCUACGCGAUACUUUUGCAUUCGAUCGACAGCACUUUCAUCGUAAUUUGCUGCGGCCAAAUUCGAACCAAGGCGAAUCUUCUAAAGAGGCCGCUUCUGCAGCUGAUGACCAACGAACGCGAUGAGCACAUCCGGAAAGAGAUUAACGCGUUCGGGCUGCAACUGCUGCACCACGACGUGAAAGUGACCGCAGGAAAGUUCUUCACGAUCGACACUCCGCUGAUCUUCGCGAUGGUUGCAGCCGGAUGCACGUAUCUCGUUAUUCUGGUACAGUUCGAGCUGGCGUUUGCGUGA
Messenger RNA from Photinus pyralis (common eastern firefly), 1182 nucleotides. Its product is annotated as putative gustatory receptor 28b. Gene Ontology annotation, biological process: sensory perception of taste. Lineage: Eukaryota; Metazoa; Arthropoda; Insecta; Coleoptera; Lampyridae. The coding region runs from base 1 to 1182 and encodes 393 amino acids. The record is from RefSeq and is a predicted model, not a curated record. Gene Ontology annotation, cellular component: neuronal cell body; axon; membrane. The transcript has 5 exons.